AGCGGCAUUCUCACUCACCCGCCGCAACUUGGCUUCAGCUCAACAGGAUUUCCUCUCAACCACCACCCACCACCAUCACACGUCUUCCUUCCGCUCUCUGGUGACCGCUUUUACCCACUCAACCUUGCAGCAGUAACCUCGCAAUCCUCGGUGUUGUCCCCAAUUUCCCUGCCGCCGCGGUGAAUCGCAUGUACCCUUUCCUUGGUGACGGUCCGGAAACGCCUCCUCCUGGCGGUCCAUUUGCCGCGAGGAUCAUCUCUGCUUUCUUCACAGGCAUCAUGAACUGUAUCAUCAAUUCCAUCGCCUACCUCUCGAGCAUCCUCUACAAGUACAUGGUCGAUGAACCCUUCUGGUUCGCGUUCGACAUCAUUACUUCGGCACUGGUCUUCAUCCCAGGGGCAUGCGCGGGAGCCGUGCUGCGAGCGUUCGGCUUCAUGCGGGUCGGACCAGCCACUAGAAACUGGGCAGCGCGUAUGAUGUCCAAGAUCAAUCCUGUCAUUGCGCGCGGAUGGUAUCCAACCUGCCAGUCUGCUCAGAUGGGAGGAUACGGCGUUGCCAUCGUGAAGCGGAGAUAUUCAGGGGCAUUGUCGUCGUGCUAUAGGGGAUCGGCUAUGUGUUGA
Messenger RNA from Paraphaeosphaeria sporulosa, 620 nucleotides. RefSeq lists its product as uncharacterized. The coding region runs from base 189 to 620 and encodes 143 amino acids. The record is from RefSeq and is a predicted model, not a curated record. Lineage: Eukaryota; Fungi; Ascomycota; Dothideomycetes; Pleosporales; Didymosphaeriaceae. The transcript is spliced from 2 exons.